CGAUGAGCACCAAUGGGCCAGAGACGCGUGACAUAACAACCACGCAAUUGAAGUCGAACCACAAGGAGUGCCAAUGUCCUUACCGCAACACAACAUGCGGCCUCGUCGCUCAUUUUUAUCCACUCUGUCGUCCUAUCUGAAAGUACUUCCCUGGCAUCUAUGGCUAUGUUUUCCCAAAUCCAUAAGAUCCUCCAUUUACCUCUGUCUCGAAAAGUGGUAUGGUGUUGGAGAAUGGAGUGUAUGGCAUCUUCCUUUCGGUCUGAUUCUCAAACACACUCAGGAUCGUCCCCCAGAGAUCGAGGCGAACAAUAUCAAGUUCGUCCGCGAAAAUACGACUAUUCCUGUCCCCCGCAUUCUUGACGUUCUUCCUGAUAUACCAACGGGAACGAAAUAUCCGGAUGGGUUGAUCCUCAUGACCGAAAUCAAAGGCAUAACACUGGCACAGUGGCUCCGUGCAAAGACUACAUACCCUCUCGAGUCUGACCAUUAUAAGGUCCUCAUCUUUGGUCCCCCCCCCACCUCCGCAGCGGACGUAGUCUCAGAGAGCUAUCCGAUCUUAUGGAAUCCUUCAACAGACCUGUCCUCGAUCUCUCAGAUAGUGCGCAGCUCAUUGCCGACCUGAAACAGGCUGUUACUGAACUUCGCUCCUUCCUGCUCCUCCUUCCAGUGAGGUUUCUGGCCCUUACGGCUCACCAUUCGUACACAUACGCUGCAGAGAUCGUUACGUCGUGCAGCCGCUAACGAAUAUCCACGCUUUUCAUGACAUGUUACUUGCAAAUGUGUCUUGGGUAAGCCGCAUGCCUCGUCUCCUCCAGUUAGCGUCACCUGUAUACGCCAAACCGCAUAAACUGUGCUUCUCGCACUGUGACCUCAACAAGACUAACAUCCUCGUCGCUGAGGACGGCCGAUUGGCUGCUAUUAUUGAUUGGGA
Messenger RNA from Desarmillaria tabescens, 931 nucleotides. RefSeq lists its product as uncharacterized. Lineage: Eukaryota; Fungi; Basidiomycota; Agaricomycetes; Agaricales; Physalacriaceae. The transcript has 2 exons. The record is from RefSeq and is a predicted model, not a curated record. Bases 74 to 622 code for a protein of 182 amino acids.